GGUUGCCCCCCAGGACCAUGCUGAACGUGUUGCUUCUGUGCUGCGGGCUGCUGCAGGGGGUUGUCCUCAGUGCCAACCUGGGCUGUGGGCUGCCAGAGAAGGCGAGUGGAGGGCUGGAGGGCACAGACAGAACCCGCUCCUCCAGCCUGCUGCGGAGAGUCAAGGAGGUGUCUGUGGAGCCGGCGGGAGCUCUCCCUAGGCUGGGGCUCGAGCAGGUGACCCUGGAGGUCCAAGAAGCCAAUGGUAACCUCAUGCAGAGAGACAGCAUCCUAGAACCACAGGCAUCCUCCACAGAAGUAGAAGGUGCCGGCCGUGAGGAGCGCUCCCCCCGCCGCUGUGUCCGCCUCCUGGAGUCGUGCCUGGGCCACCAGGUCCCUUGCUGUGACCCCUGUGCCACCUGCUACUGCCGCUUCUUCAAUGCCUUCUGCUACUGCAGGAAAAUCAGCACCAGCUUCCCCUGUGGCAAGAACUAGUGCUUGUGCUGUGGGACUGACUGCUCCUUGCCCAUGUGUGGCACAUCCUGCUUUGCAGGUCUAAUAAACCACCUGU
This is a messenger RNA of Pezoporus flaviventris, 549 nucleotides long. It is a transcript of the gene AGRP, whose product is annotated as agouti related neuropeptide. The transcript is spliced from 3 exons. Bases 18 to 473 code for a protein of 151 amino acids. Gene Ontology annotation, biological process: positive regulation of feeding behavior; hormone-mediated signaling pathway; neuropeptide signaling pathway. Gene Ontology annotation, cellular component: extracellular region. Gene Ontology annotation, molecular function: neuropeptide hormone activity; type 1 melanocortin receptor binding. NCBI's taxonomy places the organism in Eukaryota, Metazoa, Chordata, Aves, Psittaciformes, Psittacidae. The record is from RefSeq and is a predicted model, not a curated record.